AUGAGUCUCUUUGGCACGCCGGCUGCUGGCGCGCCCAGCUCGGGCGGUGGACUUUUCGGCACUCCAAACACAAACACGGCGGCUGCCCCAGCAUCGACCUCGCUCUUCUCGGGCCUGGGGGGCCAGAACAAACCCGCUACCGGCGGUCUCUUUGGUGGAGCUGCUGCAUCAACGACUCCUGCUGCAUCCACGACCCAGCCCGCUUCGGGUGGCCUUUUUGGCGGCGCCACCAACACUCAGACGAACACGGCAGGCACUGGCGGUUUGUUUGGGGCCGCGAAUCCUAAUGCGACUUCGAACACGACUGGAAACACGGGCACCACGGGUGGACUUUUCGGUGGUGCCACCCCUGCUGCUCAACCUUCCACUGGAGGUGGACUAUUCGGUGGUCUAAACACUCAGAACAAGCCCGCCUCUGGUGGUGGCCUCUUUGGUAACAGUACAGCUCAGCCUCAAUCAAAUACCGGUGGCGGACUCGGAGGUGGACUCUUUGGCGCAGCUCCGGCAUCAAACCAGGCGCCUAGUACUGGUGCUCUUGGCCUUGCCGGUCUUUCCAACAACAACCAAGCAGGACAGAGCCUGCUCGGUCUCGGAGCCUCACAGAACCCCAAUGCCCAAUCGCAAGCCGCUCCAAUGGGCUAUUUUGAUAGUCUGCUGUCAAAGAGCAAGAAGCGUGCCGAAGGCGAGGCUCCAAACGACGAUCUCCCUACUCUCCAGCUGGGUCUGGGCGACCUGCGACAAAAGCUUAGAAAGCUUGGCCCACGAAGCACCGACCCUCUGCAGAGCGCCAGGGCUCAAUACACCCUCGCGGCCUCUGGCAUGGACCCGGGAGCCGCCGUUCGAGACCUCAACUACUUUGAUAUCCAAGCCGGCCGUGUCGAGCGGCCCAUCACAGGCCCUGCUGAGAUCGACGUCGACACAUACCUUGCCAACCUUCAACAAAAGACUACCCUUAGCAUGAUUGCUGACGGUCUAGAGCGUUCCGUUCGGGACUUUGACAACUUUCUCGAGGACAAUGUCACAGAAGAAUGGGAAGCACAGCGGAAACGAAUCUACGAGCAUUUUGGCAUCAAGCCCCGUGACAGCCCGACAGAUGCCCCCGGCGCACCGAGAGAGUCUCUCGGUGGAUUUGGUCGAUCCCGCAGAGGCAAAGCCGGCAAGUCGACGGUCGGUGGCGAGAAGAACAGUGUGUUUGGUCGAUCAAAUCUUCAAAAGUCUGUCAUUGGCACACCUAGCAAAAUUGGUCCUCACCAGGCCGAAUUUACCGACGUGGAGAACCAGAGCUCCAAGACAAAUGCCAUCAGUGGAAGCGGCUCGAUUGAUGACCGCUUUCUCCGGGAGAAGCAGGGCAAACUCGCAGAGCGCAUCAGGGAACUCAACAAUGCUCGUUUGCAGCAAAGGCCGUUCUCAAUUCUCCACGAGCUGAGCCAGGUUGAGAGUGCUUCAGGUGAUCGGCAUGCCCAGAAUUUGGUAGAUGCCUAUCAUGCCGUCAUGUGCAUGACAGGGGAAGACCCAGAUGCCGAAUCUUUUGCCGAGAACUCCACAGCCAGAGAACGACAGUUCCAGAAGAUGUAUCUAGAUUUGCAAAGUAACUCGCCCAGCUCCAUCCAAUGGCGCAAGAGAGUUUUGAAGGGCUCGAAUGAGUUCUUGGAGAAGAAGUUCUUUGACGAGGUCGAGGCUCUGAUCACCAAAUACCCCCGAGAGGCCAACCUUGGUGGUCGUCCGGAUGUUGUGAGCAAGAUCAAAGCAUAUGUGCGACUGCGGCAGAACCGAAAGGACCUUGUGCCCGACAAUACGCAGCUUCAAGAGGUCAACAAGGAGUACGUCUGGGCACUGGUGUACUAUCUCUUGCGUUCUGGUCACGUUACAGAGGCCGCGGAGUAUGUUAAGGAGCAUGCUACCACGUUCCGCAGCAUUGACAGAACCUUUUCCUCAUACUUGCUGGAGUAUGCAUCAAGCGAAGACCGCCGUCUUCGAAGACAAUUACAGGAGCGCUGCAACAACGAAUACACGCAACGUGUUCGAAAUGCCCCCGAAAACAGCAUCGACCCAUUCAGAAUGGCUUGUUAUAAGAUUGUUGGGCGCUGUGAGGUUGCAAAUCGCAACCUUGAGGGACUAAACACGGACAUCUACGAUUGGAUCUGGCUUCAGUUCAACCUCGCUAGAGAGAAUGACAAACUGACCGAGAUGGCUGGCGAAUCAUACACACUGGCCAAUCUGCAGGAGACCAUUCGGGAGAUUGUCCUCAGGCACUUCCCCAAGUCACCAGCCGAUGACUCCAACGGACAGUUUGGCAUGUCGUUCUUCCUUCAGAUUCUGGCGGGCAUGUUCGAGCAAGCUAUUGCAUACCUAUACCCCUUUUCUUACGUUGAUGCUAUUCACUUUGCGAUUGGUCUCGAGUUCUACGGUCUCCUACGUCCUUCCGACUCGUGGGGCAACGCCAACGAGCUUCUCACCUACAACACGAGAUCGCAACCCCAGAUCAGCUUUGGAAGAAUGCUCGGAUAUUACACAAGGGACUUCCGGGCAGCGGAUGUGGCUUCAGCCGUUGAUUACUUUACCUUGAUCUGUCUCAACGCCGACUUGGAAGGCGAGGCUGGAAGAUCGCAAGUCGAGCUUUGUCACUUGGCACUACGUGAGCUUGUCCUCGAGACACGGGAGUUCAGCAAGUUGAUUGGUGAUAUCCGCCCUGAUGGUCACCGUAUCACUGGAUUGGUCGAAGAGCGUGGCCCUCUGAUCGGUCUGAGGGAAGAAGACGACUUUAUCAAGGCUGUGACACUCCAAGCUGCUAGAUACGCAGAUGAGAACGGACGCACGACGGAUGCGGUUCUCCUCUAUCACCUCGCAGGCGACUACGACAGCGUCGUCACCAUUGUCAGCCGCGCGCUUAGUGAAGCGAUCUCGCUCGACAUAGGAGAAGACCCGAUGCGUCUGCAACCAGUCAAACCCCGAGCCGCCGGUAAGGACGAUGUACAGACAGGCAGCAGUCUUAGUCUCGCUGCCAUUGAUGACCCGAUAGACCUCGCCAGGACAAUGAUGUCCAUGUACGAGAAGGACGCCAUGUUCUACACCAAGAUCCAGGAUCAGAACCGCAGCGCAUGCCACCUUUUGUUACAGAUGAGCGAGAUCAAGGGCAUGGUUGAGGCUAACCAGUGGCCAGAAAGCUUGGACAAAAUCCAAGCACUUCAGAUUCUGCCAUUGGAUGCACGUGGUGACCCCAGCAUAAUCCGCCAAUACGCGUCCAAAUUCGCCGGGCUAUCUCAGCCAGUGGCCAUCAACAUACCCAACCUGCUGAUGUGGACAAUCACGUGCUGCAUGAACCAGAGGGAGAGGCUGUUGAGCGGACAGUACAGCGGUAACGAGGGCACGCGGCGCAUCAUGGUGGACAAUCUCAAGCAGAUCAGCAUGGACUUGACGACGUACACCAGUCAGCUCAAGUACCGGUUCCCACCGCACUUGCACCAAGCUCUGGCUAGAGCUUCGGCUGAUUAG
Pestalotiopsis fici W106-1 is the source of this 3492-nucleotide messenger RNA. RefSeq lists its product as uncharacterized. The record is from RefSeq and is a predicted model, not a curated record. NCBI's taxonomy places the organism in Eukaryota, Fungi, Ascomycota, Sordariomycetes, Amphisphaeriales, Sporocadaceae. Gene Ontology annotation, biological process: protein import into nucleus; poly(A)+ mRNA export from nucleus. Gene Ontology annotation, molecular function: structural constituent of nuclear pore. Gene Ontology annotation, cellular component: nuclear pore. The coding region runs from base 1 to 3492 and encodes 1163 amino acids. The transcript has 2 exons.